AUGAACUCACGAUCAUAUAGGAAUGAAGGAUUUGAAAACGAUGACAAAUAUCUGGUCAGCUUCUCUUCUGGUUCUUCUGGAGACAUAUCUCCAACAACAUCUGCACAAUGUAAUCUUCGAUACAAUGGUUCGAGGUCACAUAUGGUUAUAGAAGUUCCAGCGGCACAAUUAAAAAGAAUAAAGAAAGCCGGGGGAACUGUUUCAGUUGAACGGGAAACUCAACAUUUCUGUGAAACAACUACAAUGCACGGACCAAAAAGAAUAUUCAAAGGAAAACGAUGGGCGACUCUAUUCUGGUUCAUAAUGGUAUCUUGUGCUCUUGGAUUGUUAAUCACUCAGGUUGUAAUUCUUGCCUCAGAAUAUCUUUCUAGUCCUACAGUAUCUGAUGUUUCCUUUCUGAUCAACGAAGAUGGCAUGGACUUUCCACUUGUAACUAUAUGCAAUUUGAAUCCCAUUCGAAAAAGUUACAUCCAUGAAAUCAACAAAACAGGAGAUGUGCAUCCAGAAAUGAUAAAUUAUCUUAUGCAAUGGUUCACUGAAAUCCCUACUCUGCUUGGAAGCUCCGAUAGACAGAAUUUGCACGAAGGAAACGAAGAUCUUCAAAUGUAUCAAAAGAACCAUCCAGAUUUUUCACCUGAAAACUUCUUCACGGAUGCAGGAUUUGAAUGCAAAGAUGUUCUCAAAUUGUGUAGUUUUCAAGGAGAACUAUUCGAUUGCUGUUCCCUGGCUACUCCAGUUUUGACUCCGUUGGGAAAAUGUUAUACAUUGGAUCUCUCAAAAAGUCCAAAAUUAUACAUGCAUAAACAAACAGAACCUGGCAUUCAAGCGGGUUUAGGGAUCACUUUAGAUGCACAUCUCGAAGAGCAAUUCGACGGGGUCAAUGACUCGAUGGAUGCUCUUUUCACGAAUUCUUUUGUAGAUGGAUUCAGAUAUUUCGUCCAUCCACCUAAAACAGUUCCCCAUUUAGCUUCUGACGAAUUCACAGUGUCUCCAAAUUCAGUUGCUUAUUCUGCUAUUUCCGGAGAUAGAUUUGUUCUUUUGCCAUCUCAUCAAUGGGGAAAUUGUACCGAGGAAUAUCCAUCUGAAAUUAAAUCUGAACUACCGUACACUAGUGGAAACUGUUUGGCUCUUUGUAAAGCUAAGUACUUUUUGGACAGCUGUGGAUGCACACCAGCUCUUUACAACAUAGAAAGAAAGUUGAAAGAAUGCACUCCCUAUGAGACUUUCACUUGUAUUGAUACAAAGCUCAGCGACCACAACAACGGAAAACUGGAAUUCAUACCUCCCACUUGUAAACACUGUGCUCAACAAUGCAACAGCUUGGUAUUCCGUGCCUAUAACUCUUAUGGAAGCCAAUUCUCUUCGGGGGCAUUCAAUUGGCUAAGAUCCAAAAAUUCGAAUUGGACCGUCGGACAUAUGAAAGCCAAUUUUCAAAUGAUCAACAUUUUCUACAGAGAUAUGUCAUACACAGAGUAUAAUCAAGUACAGGACGCAUCUAUUACACAACUUCUCAGUGACAUUGGAGGAAAUAUGGGAAUGUUUUUGGGAAUGUCAGUUAUCACAAUCACUGAAAUUUGUCUGUAUUUCUCGAAGGUUUUCUGGAUUGGAAUCUCGAAAAAACGAAGAAAUUACAUGUACUCGAAGAAGAUUAAUGAGAAGACUUAUGAGAAAGAUGUUUGUGAAACAGUAGAGAAAAUGAAAGUUAUCGCUUCUCAUGGAAAUUUAUCAUCUCUCGCUAGUAUGAACGGCGGACCAUCCAUAAAAAAUGUUGAUCAAGCUGGAAAUGUUGAGUUUCGGAUAAAUUUGAAAGAUUUGGCUGAUCAAUUGGAUUCGGAUUCCGGAUGCAGCCCUACGGAAGAAGGCAGAUCUCGAUCAAGUAUACAGAACAUUUUCAUCGGAUAUUCAUAUGGAUGUCUACCGAACUUGACGGGCGGUGGGAGCAGUAGUGGAAGAUGUUGCCCUCCUGGGCCUUCAUGCCCACAAACAAAUCAUUGUUCCGCAAGUUAUGUAUCUCCUCCGGUCUCUGGUCCAACAAGCUACGCAGUUCCUCCUUCUUAUGUCCAACCUCCUCAACAAUAUGCUCAACCACCUCCAGCAGCUGUUCCACCACCUCCUUCUCCGAAGUAUCCAACUCCCGUUCAAUAA
Molecule: messenger RNA, 2145 nt
Organism: Caenorhabditis briggsae
Lineage: Eukaryota; Metazoa; Nematoda; Chromadorea; Rhabditida; Rhabditidae
Gene: Cbr-acd-1
Product: Protein CBR-ACD-1
Exons: 15
Coding region: 1-2145 (714 amino acids)
Biological process (GO): sodium ion transmembrane transport
Cellular component (GO): membrane
Molecular function (GO): ligand-gated sodium channel activity
Source: RefSeq, a predicted model, not a curated record